Molecule: messenger RNA, 2436 nt
Organism: Fusarium sp. VM40
Lineage: Eukaryota; Fungi; Ascomycota; Sordariomycetes; Hypocreales; Nectriaceae
Source: the annotation of a GenBank genome assembly
AUGGUACACGGUGUUGAAGACGACGACGACAUCGAAGAAGAAGCCCAGAUUCAAGACGAUAUCGAUGAGCUAGACGAGAUGGCCGAAGACGACGUCGAUCUGUUCCGCGAAGGAUACGAGGCCGAUUACCAGGAGAGAGAAAACGAUAGAUACGAGGGUAUUGACAUCGACGACCAGGAAUACGCCGAUAUGGGACCAGAUGGGUACCAAAGUGUAAACCGUGUGCUCGAUCGAAGAGAUCGAGUAUCUUCGGCGUAUACAAGGUAUCUUGAGGAAGACGACGAAGGUGAUAUCGAUUUAACUGCUCAACCCCGUCGUCGCCGCCACAACUACGACGAAGACCCCGACGAUGUGAUGGACACCGAUAUCAUGAACGAGGAAUUGUCACUUGAAGCACUGGGUGAUGUCAAAGCAUCCAACUUGACCGAAUGGGUGUCACAACCUGCUGUCCAGCGAACUAUCAGACGCGAGUUCAAGGCUUUCCUCACAUCCUAUACCGAUGCUUCUGGCUCGUCCGUCUACGGCAACCGAAUCCGUACACUCGGUGAGAUCAAUGCCGAGUCUCUUGAGGUCUCAUAUGAGCAUCUCUCCGAAAGUAAGGCCAUUCUGGCUUACUUCUUGGCAAACGCGCCUGCUGAGAUGCUUAAACUCUUCGACGAGGUUGCCAUGGAUGUCGUCCUUCUCCAUUACCCCGAUUACGAGCGUAUCCACUCCGAAAUUCACGUUCGUAUUUUCGACCUGCCUGUGCACUACACUCUUCGUCAACUCCGUCAGUCCCACCUCAACUGUCUUGUUCGAGUAAGCGGUGUUGUUACUCGACGAUCGGGUGUCUUCCCUCAGCUCAAAUAUGUCAAGUUUGACUGUUCUAAGUGCGGAGUGACCCUUGGACCCUUCCAACAGGAAUCCAACGUUGAAGUCAAGAUCACAUAUUGCCAAAGUUGCCAGUCAAGAGGCCCAUUCACUCUCAACUCGGAAAAGACGGUCUACCGAAACUACCAGAAACUCACUCUCCAGGAGUCUCCCGGUACAGUGCCUGCGGGUCGAUUGCCUCGAUCUCGUGAGGUUAUCCUUCUGUGGGAUCUCAUUGACAAGGCAAAGCCUGGUGAGGAGAUUGAGGUGACUGGUACCUACAGAAAUAACUAUGACGCCCAACUGAACAAUCGCAAUGGCUUCCCUGUGUUUGCCACUAUCCUUGAAGCCAACAACGUCGUCAAGUCUCACGACCAGCUGGCUGGUUUCCGAAUGACUGAAGAGGACGAACAUACCAUCCGCAAGCUCUCCCGCGACCCUAAUAUUGUGGACAAGAUCAUCAACUCGAUAGCGCCCAGUAUUUACGGACACACUGAUAUCAAGACUGCUGUUGCUCUGUCGCUCUUCGGCGGUGUUGCAAAGGUGACGAAGGGUGCUCAUCAUCUUCGAGGUGAUAUCAAUGUGCUCCUCCUAGGUGAUCCUGGUACAGCCAAGUCCCAGGUCCUCAAGUAUGCCGAGAAGACGGCUCACCGAGCUGUGUUUGCCACAGGUCAAGGUGCUAGUGCUGUUGGUUUAACAGCCAGUGUUCGACGAGACCCCCUUACCAGUGAAUGGACUUUGGAGGGUGGUGCUCUUGUGUUGGCUGAUCGUGGAACUUGUCUCAUCGACGAGUUCGACAAGAUGAACGACCAGGAUCGAACGUCUAUCCACGAAGCCAUGGAACAGCAGACCAUCUCCAUCUCAAAGGCUGGUAUUGUGACCACUCUACAAGCCCGCUGCGGUGUCAUUGCUGCCGCCAACCCUAUUGGUGGACGAUACAACUCCACGGCCCCCUUUUCUUCCAACGUCGAAUUGACAGAACCCAUUUUGUCUCGUUUCGACAUCCUGUGUGUGGUGCGUGACACUGUCGAGCCUGAAGAGGAUGAACGUUUGGCUCGAUUCAUCGUGGGAUCGCAUAGUCGAAGUCACCCCCAAAGCCAGUCUGCUGCGCAGGACUCAAUGGAGGUCGAGCAUGAUACGCAAGCCGAGACUCAAGGCGCUGCCCCAUCCCGUAAGCCCGAGGGCGAGAUUCCACAAGAGCUGCUAAGGAAAUACAUCCUCUACGCCCGAGAGCAUUGCUCGCCAAAACUCUACCAUAUCGAUGAGGAUAAGAUUGCACGACUCUUUGCCGACAUGAGACGUGAGUCCCUUGCCACUGGCGCUUAUCCCAUCACAGUGCGACAUCUUGAGGCCAUCAUUCGUAUUAGUGAGGCAUUCUGCCGCAUGCGUCUCUCGGAGUACUGCGCGUCCCAGGACAUCGAUCGCGCCAUCGCUGUGACGGUGGAUAGCUUCGUGGGCAGCCAGAAGGUUAGUUGCAAGAAGGCCCUCGCAAGAGCAUUCGCCAAGUACACGCUGGCGCGUCCUGGCGGCCAAAAGAAGACUGGCGGCAAUAGUCAGGGAAGACGGCAGGCCUCUGUCGCGGCGUAG